CCCUGAAAAUAUGCAUCGAAGAUAGUCCCCGCAGCCAUCCCUUUUCAACUAUCAUCGCCCACCAACUGGUCGGCCCAGCGAGGUCAUCUCUCGGACAAAAAUCAACAUUUCUUCGGGCCCAUAGAGAUAGAGACAAGAGUACCUUGCCUACCUGCUUCAGCCACGGAGCGUCUCGCACUUCCCUCUCGAAACCAUGUCGGCGCGCGUGAGUGACGUCUUGGGCAUGGUGCUGCUCGGCUUCAACGUCCUCUGCAUCCAAGCCCACAUGACCGACAGGUUCACGCCGGGCUUCUCCAGAAACCUCGCGGAGAAGCUGCCGCAGCACAACAGGGUCCUCUUCCGGUGGGCGGGCGUCUCGGACUCGACGCUGAGGGCUUUCUUCAUCAGCCUCAAUCUACUGUUCGCCGUCUUCCUCGUGAUACCGAGCUACCGGACGCUCGGGCUGAAGAUUGCUGUUGGCGGGUGCUGCAUUGGGUUUUACUCGGACUUAAAGUUGGGGGAGAGCCCGAUCCCCCACCUCAUUCUGUUCGGGUUGAUCGGCAGUGCGCUGUAUCUGGCAUAGACAAUGUCCUUGGUGAGGUCUAUGACCGGGGCACUGGGAUAAUUAUGUGCUGUGUGAUGCUCGGGCCUAGGUGAGCGGGCCUGGUAAAUCACAGCCACGCUCAUGUAAUUACCUUG
Molecule: messenger RNA, 678 nt
Organism: Phialemonium atrogriseum
Lineage: Eukaryota; Fungi; Ascomycota; Sordariomycetes; Cephalothecales; Cephalothecaceae
Exons: 2
Coding region: 194-562 (122 amino acids)
Source: RefSeq, a predicted model, not a curated record